UUUGGGUCCGGAUAUCGGAUUUGGCAACGUAACCCGACCCGCAUUGUUGGCGUUCUCACGGUGACAGAACUGGCUACUCUAGCUCGAUCGGUUAGGUUGAAUUACGCCAGUGAACGGGCGACAGUUUCCACAUUCCACACUCCAUCUUCCGAAGUGAAGACGGCUUUCUUGAAACGAACCUCAUCUAUGGGUGCAUCCGAGUCGGCUCUCUCAAGCUCACAGAGGUCCGUCGAUGAUAUUACAACGGUUUCGGAGCGCGUAGAAAGUGCAGAUCCGAUCCUGGAGAGGCUGAGGUCCCUCCAAAUCUCCAAACCAAUCCUGACGGCGCCACCUGCAGAUAGUAGUUUGACAGAUAUUCUGGUGAGAAAGACGCCAUCUGCUUUAAAUUCAGGAUUGAACGCCUAUACUUAUGGUAUGUGCUUGUGAUAGGUUGCCUAGACCCAAAAGUGCUACUGGAUCUCUUUUGCAUGUACCGUAAUUGGCAAGAGGAUAAGAUUCAGAAGAUCAAUAAAAAACAGGAAGAGAUAGAUAAUAAAAUAGAAGUGGCAGAUGCACUUGCAAUUAAGCUUCAACAGCGAUACAACUAUUCAGUUUCAGCAAUGAAAGCUACAUCACAACAUCUCUCAGGAGUGCAUUCAUUGCAGGUGGAACUUGGAGAAUUGAAGGGGAGAUUGACUGAGUUAAUCAGCAAUUGCGAUGCAUUGUGCAAGAGGAUUGAUGAGGAAGGACCAGAAGUGCUUCGAUCUUCUGUCAAACCAUUUACAGCAGCCUCUGAAAACGUAGUAGAUGCUCACUUAUCAGCUUCUUCUUUACAAACUGACACCAAUUACGGGCCAUAACUUUUUACUUAUUAUACUUUUCCUUAUGUAACACCAAAUGUAACUUCCCCAUAUCUCACCUCCAUACAGAUGUGCCACUCAUUUUUAGAGGAUAAUAGACUCUGCAGAUACUGUUACUAAUACUUGCACUCGGUGUUUUUUCUUCCCAUUAUGCUAUGUACUUGAAAUUAGUUGUGUUCAGAUACUGUUUUAUUUUCUUCUUCUAUCAAUACAGGAGGUGUUAGUGCGAUUUGUGGCAUCUAAUUUGGUUGUGUUUGGAAA
Molecule: messenger RNA, 1100 nt
Organism: Cuscuta epithymum
Lineage: Eukaryota; Viridiplantae; Streptophyta; Magnoliopsida; Solanales; Convolvulaceae
Source: the annotation of a GenBank genome assembly